Mercurialis annua (annual mercury) is the source of this 2440-nucleotide messenger RNA. RefSeq names its product PHD finger protein MALE MEIOCYTE DEATH 1. The transcript has 3 exons. The record is from RefSeq and is a predicted model, not a curated record. The coding region runs from base 139 to 2271 and encodes 710 amino acids. NCBI's taxonomy places the organism in Eukaryota, Viridiplantae, Streptophyta, Magnoliopsida, Malpighiales, Euphorbiaceae.
ACUUUCGAAUGCAGCGCCAAUUCAGUUAACGUUCUCAACUAACACAGUAAACCGAAACCCAAAUCAGUUCCCACUCUCUCUCUACAAUCUUGAAGUGUUGUAUCUAGAGAGAGAAAAUCAAGAAAAGAGAAUUCAAGAAUGUCAAUACCAUUUCUUGAAACCAGCAAAAUGAGAAAAACAAAGCCAAAAGUUCAUAAUUUCCAUAGUUUUUGUGACCCUUCAGUAAACCCUACUGGUUUUGGUUCUUCUUUUAGAGACAACAUCAGACUUUUUCUUCAAGAAUUUGCAGAGCCUGAAGAUUACAGUGUUGAUGGAAUGCCUAUUUGGUGCACUCUUCUUCAAACUAAGAGCUUCGUUUUGCCUCUCUACACCAUCGAAGAGGACGUUACCUACUCCCCAGUUCCCUUUUGUGAUCGCUGCAGAUGUACUGGUUGGGGUGAUAAUUUUGUGUCUAAGAGAAGAUAUCAUGUGAUUAUACCAAUUGAUGGAGAGUGGAAUAAGAGACUUGAAGAGGGUGUUUUUGAUGUUCAUACUCAUAUCUUACAUGGCUUGAUUCACUGCAAUGGGUUUGGUCAUUUGCUCUGCAUCAAUGGCAUUGAAGGUGGCUCUAAAUCUGUUUCCGGAAGAGAAAUUAUGGAUCUUUGGGAUCGUUUCUGCGAAAAUUUACGCGCUAGAAAAAUCAGCGUCGAGGAUGUUUCGAAGAAGCGAUCGAUGGAGCUUCGAUUACUUUAUGGAGUUGCAUAUGGUCAUUCAUGGUUUGGUAGGUGGGGCUAUAAAUUCUGCCGUGGAAGUUUUGGUGUUACAGAGCAAAACUAUAGCAUUGCAGUUGGAAUUCUGAGCUCUUUAGAGCUUGAUAAGGUCAUUGAGGAUUUCAGCAGCACAGAUGAUUACAAAGAACUGAAGCAGAUGAUUGAUUACUAUCGAAACUUAAGCGAAACUCGAUUGAUCACAUUCAGAGAGCUUCUGAGGUUCCUGCUCACCAUCAAAUCCCGCCCUUGUGCUCAGAUUAAACUAAAACUGGCUCCUAAGAUUCGUGCUUCUCCAGCUGAAAUUGUCUCAGCUUUUGCUUCGAAGCCUACUCCUCGCGUAGCAGCAUUGCGAAAGAAGGUUGCAGGAAAAAAGAAGAUUCACCAUUUAAAAUAUAGAAAAUUUAGUUCUAUGAUUGAUCAUGCAAACUCUAGAUGGCCUGCAAGAAGACUAGAGUUUACAGCUGGGGUGAUUGUGGAUACCUUAAAGGCCAAGAAACAGGAAGAUGAGUAUGGUGAUGGAGGAAUGACUAGGCAAGAUGUGAGAGAUGCGGCUCGAAUGCACAUUGGUGAUACUGGUUUGCUGGAUUAUGUGCUGAAAUCAAUGAACAAUGUGAUUUUUAAAAAUCAUGUUGUUCGUCGCAAAGUAAAUCCGAAAACCAAGCUUUUGGAAUUCUCACUUGAUGAUGAGAUUGGUAACAAUGUGUUUGUUAAAUUCACUAAAUCAGAAUACAAAGCUGUGCUUCCAAUGGUACGGCAACCUACAGUUCCGGGAGCUGAUUUAUAUGCGGAUUUGGGUUAUCUGUACUCGAAAGUUCUGAUGAACUACCCUGAAUCAGAAUUGGUUGAAUUAGCUACUCAGACAAUUCUUGACACGAAGCAUUUUGUUAAGGAAUGGCCUUUUAAAGACGAAGAAGAUCAGUUAUUGAGAUUCAUGUGCCAAAUUCUGCCUGAUGUGAUUCAAUUAGAAGAUGACUUGAAGAACAUGAAGAAACUACCUCCUGGAGAAAUCAUUAUUCUUCCGCUGCACGCGACAGUUGCAGAGCUGAAGCAAUCUGCAGAAAAUGCAUUGCGGGAUACUUACUGUAUCCUUGAUAAUCUUGAGGUGACAGAGAUCGAUGGGAUGGAAGAACUAGCCGAUGAAGAGUUGCUGUUUGGAAGUAUGGAAUCUGGUGCUGAAAUUUUUGUUAGAGGGAAUGGAAUAGAUUUGAAUAGUGAGCUGAGGUAUGAGAGUGGACCUGAUAACUGGAAGGUGAGAUGCGUCUGUGGAGCAGAAGACGACGACGGAGAGAGGAUGAUCGCUUGUGAUAUAUGUGAGGUGUGGCAGCAUACUCGGUGUAAUGGAAUUGAUGAUUCUGAGACUGUGCCUCCACUUUUUGUGUGUAGAAGUUGCUGUGAUUCUAUGACGGAUUCAGGAAAUAAAAUGAGAGUGGAAAUUGGGAACUGUGAUGAUGAUCUGUUGAUGAAUCCAGCAGGAAAGUUGUUUACAGACUUUGCCAGAGAUGGUAUUGGAAUGUUGAUAUAGGAUGAUGAGGCACUGUAUUUUCUGAUUCUGUUGGCAUUUCUCUGCAAUCAUUAUUGUUGAGACUGUAAAGUUUUUGUGUGCAACAAUCAGAUUAUUGAGUCAUGUUCAAUUGUUUAGUAAAGGAAAAUGUAUUUGUAUAUUCAAUGAGUAAAAUCUCCUUCAGGCCUCA